Eublepharis macularius is the source of this 828-nucleotide messenger RNA. Its product is annotated as zinc finger protein ZIC 4-like. Gene Ontology annotation, cellular component: nucleus. The record is from RefSeq and is a predicted model, not a curated record. NCBI's taxonomy places the organism in Eukaryota, Metazoa, Chordata, Lepidosauria, Squamata, Eublepharidae. Gene Ontology annotation, biological process: central nervous system development; regulation of transcription by RNA polymerase II. The transcript is spliced from 2 exons. The coding region runs from base 1 to 828 and encodes 275 amino acids. Gene Ontology annotation, molecular function: RNA polymerase II cis-regulatory region sequence-specific DNA binding; DNA-binding transcription factor activity, RNA polymerase II-specific.
AUGUACCUGGUGGCCUCCAAGCCUAGACAGACUGGAAACCGGCCAGUCAAGUCCGCUGGGACCAGGAGCUGGGACCUGGUGCUUUGGGGAGACGCAGCCCCCAAGACCCACCCACGCCAUCAGGGCCCUUCGGCCUCCGGAGCCAAGGUCCAGGAGGCCGGCUUCGGCGCCUCGUCUCUGCUGGGAGGCGCCCCGCGCCACCUCCUCCUCCAUCGCCCCCUGGCAGUCCCCCGAAGCCCCGAGAAGAUCCAAGCAGAGCUGCGGUGCCGCUGGACGACCAGGCGAGGCUGCGCUGCCCGCGAACUUUGCUCCAGACCCUUCGCCUCCGUGUACGCCCUGGUGGAGCACGUCACGGCGGAGCACGUCGGGGGAGCCGCGCCAGCGCUGCACGUCUGCUACUGGCAAGGGUGCUCGCGCGGAGAGAAGCCCUUCCAAGCCAAGUACAAGCUGGUCAACCACAUCCGCGUGCACACGGGCGAGAAGCCCUUUCUCUGCCCUUACUCCGAGUGCCAGAAAGUUUUUGCCAGAUCGGAAAACCUGAAGAUUCACAAAAGAAUCCACACAGGCGAGAAGCCCUUCCGCUGCGGGUUCGCCGGCUGUCCCCGGAGAUUCGCCAACAGCAGCGACCGGAAAAAGCACACCCACGUGCACUCCAGCUACAAGCCCUACCUGUGCAAAGCCAGCGGCUGCGGGAAGUCCUACACGCACCCCAGUUCCCUCCGGAAGCACCUCAAAAUGCACAGCUGCCCUGCCAGCCCCCGCCCCUGCUCCGGGGAGGAACCCCGAGGGGGCGAUUUGCUGGCUCUCCCCUCCCCGUGCCUGGGUUAG